This is a messenger RNA of Rhipicephalus microplus (southern cattle tick), 10382 nucleotides long. RefSeq lists its product as uncharacterized. The record is from RefSeq and is a predicted model, not a curated record. Gene Ontology annotation, biological process: regulation of transcription by RNA polymerase II; embryo development. NCBI's taxonomy places the organism in Eukaryota, Metazoa, Arthropoda, Arachnida, Ixodida, Ixodidae. Gene Ontology annotation, molecular function: RNA polymerase II transcription regulatory region sequence-specific DNA binding; DNA-binding transcription factor activity, RNA polymerase II-specific. Gene Ontology annotation, cellular component: nucleus.
ACGACGCGCGCUUCGUCGAGAUUGUAACGUGGUUGCAAACCCCCCUCCCUCUCCCACCACCUUCCUCAUCGAUGAAAAAAAUUCUUCCUUUUCUACGCUUUUCCCGGCAUUUUCGAUAUACGUGAGCCGUGUUUCGGGACGAUCGUGCGGGACAUCGAGUGGAAUUAAAAUGUGACAGCGUCUGCCGACAUGGAGCGUCUCCUCAAGCGCCUGCCGACGGACAGACCCGGUGGUGGUAAUGCCGUCUGCGGACCUGGCCAGGAAUGGCGCUUUUUUUGUGCAUCGCGAGUGGUUUCUCUUCGAGCGCUACGAAUGAUUAAAAGCAGGCCGGAGGUGAUUAGGCCUACCGCUUCGGCUCGCCAACUCAUCUGUCAGCGUGCGAAGUCUCCGACCGUCUCCAUGGUGAAAAAACGGUGCCGAAACGAGAGGUGAACGGCGGCGGGUUCCAACGCGAGCUCGUGCCUCGUCGCAGGAGAGCAGCAAGAGACGCUUGUUGUCUUUAUUUUUUUUUCAACUCGCCUCAAAAGAAACCGACCCCAGCCCUGCUCAUCACCGCCGCUGGCCGCCACCGACGAAUUGACGCUCUCGAUCUUCGAACAGCCCGAGGAGCCGGAAGAAGCAGCACAGCGGCGGAAUAAUCGCCUUCUUCUCCGGCGGCGGCCGCUGUCCACCGCCGAUGGGGAGCCAUGGGGAAAGGGGGAAGCCGGGCGGCUGACGCGCGCCUCUCGGACAGCAGCCCUCUUCUGGCGCCGGCCGUUCGCCGGCACCAUCCCGGCUGAACCCUGGAGCUUCCCCUGGAGCGGCGCAUGCCGCUAGGUAGCGGCGGCGGGGGCCAGCCGCCGUCGGGCGUAGGCGGCGGUGGCGACUGCUACGGGGCCCCACCGACGAGCAGCGGUGGUGGCCCGGGGGCCCCCAUGCAGAACGGCGCCUACUCGUGGGUCGGGCCGCCGGCGGCGCUCAGCCAGAAGAGCUGGCCGCCGGGCUACCAGGCGAGCCUGACCAACCUGUUUCUGAAGAAGAACCCGCUCCACUUCGGCACCGGCAUCUCGCAGCUGGCGGCCGCGUCCUCCUACCUGGAGAAGAUGUCCACACUGGGCGCCGCCGACCACCACCACAAGUGCCCGCACCCGGACGCCAAGGACAAGCCGUACCCGUGUGACCUGUGUCACAAGUACCUGACCAUCUGUAACACGCUGCGCGACCAGCAGCAGCCGCGGCCGUCGCACGGGGCCGGACCGGGGGGCGCGCCGCCGCCAGGAGUGGGAGGGGGAGGCGGGCCGCCCCCCCUCGGUGCCGCCUCGGCACUGGUCGCCGAGCGCAAGGGCGGGGGACCGCUGCUGGGCUCCUCGGCAUCGGCGCAGCAGCCACCGCCAGGACAACAGCAGCAGCAGCAGCAGCAACAGGGUGCAGCGGCGCUGACGCCGGCGUCGCUGCUGGAGCGUACCAAUGGCCAUGGCCACCACCACCACCACCACGGAACACACCACGGGGGUGCUGCUGCAGCGGGGACCCACGGCGGUGUGCCCCGGCCGCGCCCUCCGCCCACCAAGCAGUUCCUGUGCCCGGUGUGCCACAAGUACUUCACACAGAAAGGCAACCUGAAGACGCACAUGAUGAUUCACACGGGCGAGAAGCCCUACUCUUGCCAGGUGUGCGGCAAGAGCUUCACGCAGAAGGGCAACGUGGACACGCACAUGAAGAUCCAUACGGGCGAGAAGGACUUUGGCUGCGAGGCGUGCGGGAAACGCUUUACCCAGAAAGGAAACCUGAAAACCCACGUGCGGAGCGUGCACACGAAGGAGAAGCCCUUCGCGUGCGGCGUCUGCGGCAAGUGCUUCUCGCAGAAGGGCAACAUGCAGACGCACAUGCGCACGCACAACAAGGAGGACCGUUUUCCGUGUACUCUCUGCGGCAAAACGUUCUCCCAGAAGGGGAACCUCAAGACGCACAUGCAGCGUCACACGGGACAGCUGCCGCCCCGUCGCUACGGCUCACGGGGCUCACGCGCCACCCAAGCUGUCACCGGGGGUCUCCUUCACCGGCCUCAUUUGGCCGCCGCCGCCGCAGCCUUUGCCUCACUCGCCUCCACGUCUGCCCAGCAGCAGCAACCGGGCUCGUCAUCAUCGCCCAAGCCGCACUCCGGAGGAGACAAGUCGCCCGCGCGGGGCAGCGGUCCUCCGACACCGCUCAGUCCCGACCUGCGCCGCGGGCCUUCCGAAGACACUUCGCCCGGCCCUCCCGGUGGACCUGACCCGCCGCGGCCUUUCUAUUCGGCGCCGCCGACGCCGGCGCCUCCGCCGCCGCACUCGCCACGCUGGUUGGUGCACCCGCGCCACUACGACGGUGGGUUCCAGGCGCCUCCUUACCCGUCGUCGUUGCACCAUCCUCCGCUGGCAUCGCGGCUUGCCCUUCUCGGCGCCGGCUCACCGCAGCACCAGCCGCACAGCGGCGCCGCGUCACCCGAUGACAAGGCGCCGUCUCAGCAUUUGGGCUCCACCGGGAAUCCUAGUGGGGGCGACUCGUUCCACUCGCCGGCCAACCCGGACUUCUCGCAGCUGCUCGAGUGAGAAGCCGGGUGAUGACCAGAACACAUAAGAAGCCUGCGCUGCGUUCGACCUCCGAACCCUUCUACAUCUCCCGAGGAAGGCGUUCGCGGCCAGCCCUGCUCAACAACAAUCGCCACACCUUUUCCCUGCCCACACUCCUCUUCGGACCGGGGUUUCUUUCUCUGGCCCUCCUGCUGUGGCCAUUCCUUGGCACCUUGCCAACCACCGCCACCACUACAACUGUACAUACUGCUGCAGUGUGCCCUCCUCUCUCACUUCUUUGUACCUGUCUUCUCUUUUUUUGUUUUUGUUCUUCUGUCUCCUUCCUCAGUUACUGACCUUGUCCUCACGUUAUCCUCUAAAUUCUACUCUCUUACGUGUGUGUGUGUGUGCAGCAGUCUGUCUGUUGCCACAUUUACAGCAUUGCACCGUGUACUCCCAUUUCUCCUGCGCUACCCGACUCAACCAUCAACAUGCUCACUAAAUGGUGCAAGGGUCUCAAAUACUUUAAAGGAUGUCUUCGAAAGAAAUCAAAAGAAGAGAAUGCUUGGCCUGUCCCAAUUUUUAAUGGGUUUCACUUGCAAGCAUACAGAGCUUCUUCGCACAAAUGCUUAGAGGUGAAACAUUUCUAAACCACACAGUGGGGGCAAUCAGUCUUUUGGCUGGUGUUGUUGGAUGCCUGGCCUUUCAAUCAUUGAGUCAUUCAUUACUAGCAUUAAUUUUCAUAAGACACUUGCCAAAUUAAUUAGCCACCUUUUGUUUUUUGCCGCACAAGCGCCGACCUACCGUGACAUAAAAUGGGGUGCUCUGUCUUGUCUCUCUGUCCAACAUAACCGAGUUGCGAUCCGCGAGGUGUUGUGUGUAUGUGUAUGUGUGUGGGCAGAACAAACAAACAACAAAAAAAAAGGUGUCUGUGAUAGUCUUUUUCUUCUCUUUACUGUCACAACAUUGCCCACCAUUCUACACUCAUGCCUAUAUUUUUCAAAAGGUGUCAGGGUACACUCAACCUUGUUAGCCUUUCUCCCCGUCUUUCACUUUACUUCGACGACCAUCUAUUCAUUUCAGUUGGUACUUGUGUGUGGCAUAACGGUACAAUCUUUCUUCAGCAGUAAAUGACUUCCGGGAGCACUAGUGUACAUGGGCAGAUCUCCCAUUUCUCUAACGGCACAUUGAGUUUGCGUAUUUGUACGCAUGGUCUCCUUGUGUGAAGGUAUGACUUGUUUUUCUAAUUCAGAGAACAUGAUAGUGGAUGAACUGUAGGUGUGUUCCAGCAAUGGACACAUAUGGAAAGUUCUUAGGCGAUGGGUCACUUGGGAAACAUAUGCCGCAGAAUGUGCUAUGUGUGUUCUAAAUACUAGAACAUGCACAUGGUGGAGCCAUUUCUAUGUUCUGAGCAUUUGGAGGAAAACUUGAGGCACAUCGUUUGCCUACCAGCUUGGGCAGCUACUGCUACGAGCUGGUCUAAAACUUGCACAAUGUGCUCCUUAUUGAAUGUGCUAUUUCAUAGAGAUUAUUUCACUUGAGAAUAAAAUGAGCAGUGUGCAGUCCAAUUCUUUGUAGAAUCAGUUUAUUGAUGUCGCAAGUGAUGUGUGUGUGUACACUGUGUGAAAUCCCGUAGUGGGGAAACUUAAAGCUUGUCACUGUGUAUCGUGAAGCUUGGUACGCUGUAUCGUCAUGACGCUGCCGAAAGCACCGUUUGCCACACACAACUGGCUUUGUGUCUGUAAUUUAAUUUCCUCUGCUCUGGAGCACAUGCUGACUUUGUAUCGCUGUCGUCUUGCCGUAACUUGGCGCUGUCACAAUAAUGUUCCAAGCCACAGCACUCUUUCCGAUAUUAACGCGCACCUGCCCCUGUCACCUUAUCGCUUUGUUCUUGCAUGCUCAAUGUGCGCCCUCAUCCCCAUCUACUGUGUUGUAGUCUGUCGAGUCACUUUUGAGCUUUGCGUUCGCUUCACUUCAUCCAUUGCUCUCCGUCAAUUCAAUCUGCGCCUCGGUUCACUUUGUGCCUCUGUUCUCAGACUAUCAGUUACAUUUUCUCGCCCUAGUUAUCUCUCUUGGAUUCCUUGAACACUUGAGCUUGGCCAUUUUAUUUCCCACUCUGUUUCUUUUUUUAUUCAUCUUUAUUCCUCGGCAUUUUUCUGGUCUCCAAAUGCUCUCUCUAUGGUGCUCUCUCACACUUUCUCUCACAUUGUGUCCUGCAUACGUACUUUUGGAUCUCACAAGUCAUGGCACAGACUAUAUUUUUUCACUUUUGUCCUUUAUAGCAUGCUUCUUGGCUUGCUGUUUUUUAUGCUUUCUGCCGGGGUUUUAAAGCGGUGGUGUUCUUUAUAAAUUCCAACUCCCAUGCUGUUUUAUGUACAUACAGGCUUUGUUCAUCGCGGUUGUCACCUUCAUGGCACCAAUAAUAUGGCUUGCUAUUUCUUCAUCUUUCUAAAUUUGUUUGUUUUUGGGCAUCAUUCCUUUAAAUUCGCGCAUGGUGUAACAAAAGAGUUACGGCCGUGUUUUGACCACGUCUCCCGUCGUAGCUGAAUUCAAUGUCCCGUACAUGUCACUGUUGGUGUGCAUAUUGGAAAAAAAAAAGAGAAACAAGAAGUGGCGAUCAAAAUAAAAAAUAGUAUCGUAAGAUAUAUACAUACAUAUAUAUUAUAUAUAUUUACAUAUAGAUUGCAUCUCAUUGUUUUAUGUGGCCCAUUGUCAGUCUUCUCAUCUGUAUCACAGUGCACCUAGUGUCAUUGUUUCUUUUCUUUUGUUCAUUUCUGUUUUGUUUUGAAUCCCUACCUUAUUCUUUGUGGGAGACGAUUCUCAAUUGUUCUAACAGUAAUUUUUUGUAGUAUUUAGGCAAAUAUAAGGCUCAGAUCUCUUGCGUGGCUUUUGUAAUAACUCCACGGUUAGGUUAUAAUUUGUCACCCUUUUUUAAGUCUUCUUUUUGUAAUAGUUUUUCCCGCCUUCUCAUGUAUGAAUCUAACCAGCUCGUCCAACUUUCUAGUGUGUUGUAUCUAAGUUAGCCAUAUGACCUUGUUGAAAUCUUGAAAUUUUUGCUUUUGAUUGGUGUUUAAUUGGUUUAAUUAAUUGGUAAGCUGAGUGCUUAGUUGGUAACAUCUAAAAACUGUGUAUUUAGCAUCAAUUUUCUGUUUUUUUUUUUCCUUUGUAGUAUUCAGCCCAAAGGCAAAGAAAGAGCUAAUGAAAUAGCAUGUGUAAAUUUGAGUAAGCUUUAUAGCGUGAAGUCUUUUAACAUAGUUUUUUGCUAGAGACAUCAGGAUCAUCCAGAUGCAGCAUGUGAAUAACAUUACUUUCUGAUCUUACAAUUAAAGGUUGUUGAGCAUCGCUCACCUCAAUAGCAUUGUCUCCUACCUGUUACUAGUUUUUUUUGCAUUCGGUUUUUAUAGCAGCUUUUCUGUUCAACAUUCAUUUCAAGUUUCUCUGGCCUUCUGUACACCAUUACUUGUUCUGUUUCUUUUUCUUUUGAAUUUGGUUUUAGUUCAUUUCUUCGUGUGAGUGCUUACUGAUGUCAACAUCAAGCGAGAAACCUGUUCCACGUAAUCACAGCUGUCCGUGCAAUGUGGGAAAGCGUAAAUCUGUCGUGUGCUAUCCUUCCUCAUAGCUGAUUCAGCGGCACAUCUUUGAACUGCGAGUGUUCCCAGUGUGCCAGGACAUAAGUUGAAAGACCUGCACGUUUCUGACUUGUCGUAGGAAAUGAAAUUGAUUUGAGAGGCGUUUGAAAAAAUUUUGAGGUCGAGUGAGAACUUUUGGGGAGGAAGUGUUCACAAAACGCAGAUGGAAGAUAAAAGUUUCUACCCGGAAGCAGCGCUGUUACACCUCAAAGGAACAAAAAAAAAACAAAAAAAACAACAGUGAAAUGGAAAUUUUGUUUCCAUUUUAGAGCGUAGUUUUGCGACUCUAUCCAGCAUUUCUUUCAUACCAAAAAAGUAAGAUCUUACUGCGGCAGAAAAUGCAAGCAAGGUUUCACAUUUUCAGUUUGCGACCCGAUAUGCGUCGCUGGCAACGUCACUACAAUGUCGCCUAAUAAAAGAUAUACUUUACUUUAAAGACCCAGACUAAUGUUGGUUCUUAAGUUUGCAUUCAAUGCAAUAUCAGUUAUCUUCAUGGCACCACUGCUCUUCCAAAUCGUCAUUACAUUUACUAGUGUGUAAUCAUUCACAUGAUGUAAACGUGCUCAGUAGUUUGUGUUCCUAGUUGCAGAUCGAAUGAGCUAAUGCAUUCAUCUAUCUGUAUGGUAAACAUUUUUGUACAACUGAAAUUAAGAGCUUAAGCUGCCGAAUUUUCUUUCACUGAGAUACAGCAGACUCUCUGUAAACAGAAAUAUUUCAAACGGAACUACUGCCUAAACGAAACUAUUGCCUCUGCAAUGCUUGGUUUCGGGCUUGUAUUCUGCACCCAUGUUCACCUCUCAGUAAAUGUAACUCCUGCUAAAUGAAACAUAUUUUCCCGGUCCCCUUCAGAUUCCGUUUAAUGAGAGUCUACUCUACUGCAGUAUAUAGUUUCUUAUUAUUCACUCUACUAGAUGAUUGCAUGCUACAUCUUAAUUCAACUAUCACAUAGGUUUCCAUAUUAUUUCAUAUUUUCAAUAUUUUCAUAUUAUUAUUAUCUUUAAUAUUAGCCCAAAAUUUUUUCUAACAACAUCUCUAAAACAGUCUACAUGCAUCUAAAAUUUAAAUUUAAUUAACUGAGCACACGAUAAUAAAGGAAUCAAAAGCAACCAAGAAUAUGUUCAGGCAGCAAAACGAAAAUGCUCAAUGCAAACUGUCAUCACUUUUGCAAGUAAGUUUUCAUCCUUGCAGCUUGUGCAAAUAUGGCUCAUCUUUGGCAACAUGGGUACAAAGUGUAAUGACAUGUCAGUUCAUUCCUAGCAUUCAGAAAGUUUAAACAGUUCACCUAUACUGCAGUUCACAAUAAAAGAGAAAUUCUUGCCUUAUUAUGCAUUUAUUUGACUUUGGACAAGCUGGUCAUACCCUGCAAGUGUCAGUUAAAAGCUUCAUUGCAGCAUUCCACAUGUACUUGGACAUUCUUAUGGAGUCGCAUUUAUUAACAUGCCUGGUUGGCUGUUCAUUGGCAGCUCAGUCUCAUAGCCAGUUGUCCAGUCUAUAGCAAAAGGUGCAGCAGCGCUGUUGACCAAAAAAUGGCCACUGCGAUUUGCAGCAAGAGUUCAGUGCUUCUGAAAGCGAAAUCAUAUAGACAUUAAAAUGCUUAUUGAAGAGCCACAUAAUAUGAUCACCGUUUGCAGUGCAUCUGUCGCAGGCCUGCCAAACGCAUGGAAAAACAGCUGAUUUAGACUUGUGUGGACUUUUCUCCGAGACCAUCAUGGCACACUUUUGAACACCCGUCACAUGAUUGUGUGUAUUCGUGCGUGCCCCUGUGAUGUUGCGUCUGUGUGUGAUGCGAAAGGGAGGAGGAGAUGUCUUUUGAUGGUGAUGAUGAUGAAAUGAUUUAGUUGUGCUACUCCGCCGGGCGCGCGGUGGCUUAGCACAGCAAAGCUGUCAUCUUCUCAAUAUCUUCCUUCCCUUUCGUUUUUCUGGCGUACCGAAUGUAUUUUUCAUCGUAUCAUUUUUUUGCCUCCUUCGACAAUUUCCAAUUGUCAGCCAAGUUUGUUGUGAGAGAAGCAGUACAAAGUUUAAGGACAGUCAUGGCGCUGUUCUGAAAGUUGUUUUUGUUUGAUUCUGCGAUCUCUCCUCUUCAUGUGCGCACUAUGGAAGCACGUAGCACGUGGACCUCUCCAGCGGGGCUGCGACGGAAAAAAAUUAAUGCAACUCAACUACGUUCACAGGAGACUGUGAGCCGAGGAUGCAAAGUGUAGAAAACACGCACGAGCUUAUACUGAUGUGUGUCCUCUCGGUUAAUUUCAAGCGAAGUCGUCUACUGCGCUGCCUGUCGGAUGAUCCAGUCGCGCCUCGCAGUUGCCCGCUGCUGCAUCAGCUCCUGGAGAUUGGAAUGUGCACGUUGCUCUCCGAGUGCGUGCAUGAAAGCAACUUUCAACCUAUAGAUGGAUUUUUUUCUUUAGCUACACUCUCUCUCUUGAAAUGAGCGUUUCUGUUGUAAAGGGACGAACUUUCAAUGGGUCUACACUUUAUGGCCGGUGUCUCGCAGAGCCAUCCUCCUCGAUUGCUAUCAACUUAUGGGUCCUCCCCGACAGGCGGCGCCCUAUAUUUGAAUUUUACCACCAGCGACUUCGAUUGAACUCAACGUGCGAAUGUUUUCUACGCUAGCUGCGCAGGCUCUGUGUGCCCGUCAAUUUCCAGGUAACCUUUUUUAUUUCUUGGUGAGCCACAAUCGCAGACUCAUUGAAAAUUCUCUCUUGUCUGUCUUAUGCUGUUUAUUUUGACUGCAGUGUUCUUGUUUCUUGUGUAGUUAAGCAGCUUUUCAGUUUUCUUUUCAGAAAUUUUGUCGCUGUGCUCUCCUUUCUUCUAAUCUUCAUUUUUAUUUUUAUCAUUCAUUGGAGUAUGUGCAGCAUUGUGCUGCACUUGGGAUGCCUCACGAUUCCAUCCCCCCUCUUUUUUUUCUCUCUCUCUCGUGUGACUUGAUGAAGUGGCAGAAGGUGAUGCAGUUAUUUUGCUUGUGGGGUUACUCUGGUGUUGGUGCAGCAUUUUGUCUAUGGGGAUAUUGUACCGAUUAACUGGCCCGUUGAAGGGCAAUGUGCGUUAGUUUGUCGAAGGGGCGGGCCAUAUGUCACUGGUUUAACCGGGCAUGCUUUGUCGUCGUCUAGGCAUCCCUAGGCAAGGAGCUAGGUAAGCAGGUGGCGGAACGACACCGUUGCUGGUGUAAUUAGGUGUUCUAAUUUACUUUAUAAACAAGCAUUCUUUCUUUUAAGGGUACAUAUUUCUUCACCUCCCCUUUUUCCAAUGUCACGAAGAACCUGUGAGAUAAAGGAGAGGCACAAGAGUAUAAUACAAGAGCUGCACAUAGCAGGUGAGCUCUCGCGAGCUGACGAAAUGCAAUAGCCGCCCUGGUGUGUUGGGUGGCCUGUAGUGAUGCGCAUGUGCUGGAGCGCUGAUGUGUGAUGUGCACUUGCUGGUGAGGAGACCUUUCUCUCUCUCGGACGAAUACCUGCUGGUUGUGCUGCUGCUCCGUACAACGGAAGAAGUUCGUCUCGCUGUGGACGACGUCGACCACCAGAAGUUGACAAGCAGAAGCUAGUGUAGGGUGGUGUCUGUGAGUGCCGCGGUCUGGUGGCAGGCGGGGACUUGUUUGGGCUGCCACGAGGGUGUCGGCACGAGAUGGGACUCUCUUUCCCUCGUGCCAGUGAGACGCUGACCUCGUUCCUCCACAAGAAGAGUGCGAGGGCAAUGGAUUAUUUGCAUACGUACGCGGGACGUGGCGGUCUGGCGACUGUGCAACGCAGAUGUGGGGCGGGGAAAUAAGGAAGGGGAAGAAGAGGAGCUACAACAUUGUGUGUGUGAACUGUGAGUUCGCGCUGCCACAAAGCAUUGUGUCAAGAGUGUUUGUUCGCUGUCUUUCAUAUACAACACGUGGUUUUCUUUCUUUCCCCAUGUUGUUAUCUCACUUAUGUUAACACGGUUGUUGGGUGGCUGACCUAGUAAGACUAGGCUUCUUCAGUUGGUUUCUUUACCCACUCUCUCUCUCUUUUAAAGGAUUUUUCUUGCUGUGACCGUCUUUUUUUCUCUUUCCGAACGUGUGUCGUCCGUCAAGAAAUGUGUGUGUCGUGGGGGCUGCUGCAUUAGCAGCACAUUGUUUCCCGUGUGUCCGGCCCGGUGGUCUUCUCAAAGAAGGAAAAUGAAACAAAAAAUGAAAAAGUGUGCUGUCAGUAGUUCUCGCAGAAGCUGUUGUCAUUGUCUGCAGAAUAAUAAUGUGCGCAGUCGCCAC